GCUUCGGCGCGCGGCGCCCCGGGGGGGGGGAGCGGCGGCGCGAUGGAGUUCCCCGGGGGCAGUGACAAUUACCUGGCCAUCACCGGCGCCUCCCACCCCUUCCUCAGCGGGGCCGAGACGUUCCACACGCCCAGCCUGGGCGACGAGGAGUUUGAGAUCCCCCCGAUCCCGCUGGACUCGGACCCCUCGCUGGCCGUGGUCGGGCACUUUGAGGACCUGCCCGAGCCCGGCGGCGCCCCCGAGGCCCCGUUCGCGCCCCCCCGGCUACGGCGUGGGGGGGCUGGAGCUGCCCGUGGCCGUGGGGCUGCCCCCGGGCAUGAUGGAGCAGCCGGGGGGGCUGCUCAACAUG
Messenger RNA from Agelaius phoeniceus (red-winged blackbird), 349 nucleotides. The record is from RefSeq and is a predicted model, not a curated record. Lineage: Eukaryota; Metazoa; Chordata; Aves; Passeriformes; Icteridae.